Messenger RNA from Centropristis striata (black sea bass), 1293 nucleotides. It is a transcript of the gene svbp, whose product is annotated as small vasohibin binding protein. Lineage: Eukaryota; Metazoa; Chordata; Actinopteri; Perciformes; Serranidae. The transcript is spliced from 3 exons. Gene Ontology annotation, cellular component: apical part of cell. Bases 303 to 503 code for a protein of 66 amino acids. Gene Ontology annotation, biological process: protein secretion; negative regulation of protein ubiquitination. The record is from RefSeq and is a predicted model, not a curated record.
AUGUGGAAAACAUUUUCAAUAAAGCACUGAAAAAGAAAAAAAAGAUAGAAGAAGAAAAACGGAACCAAUGUUCCACAGCCGACGGAACCUUUGAACAAGUGCGUCAAAAAGAAGCACGGAUUUCUUUAUUGGUGACACACUAGGAACAGCUGUUGUUGUCGGCUAGUAGCUCGCUAAAGUCAACUUACUGGCUAACUUAAACUUCAUCAAAUCGUAUCACUGUUCUCCAUUGUUUAUAUUUCACGGCACUGAGAGUAUCUUCUUAUCCUGACCCCCCCCAGGCUGAUUGGAGGACUGUCGCCAUGGAGCCUGCCUGCCGUAAAGACAAGCCAAAGCUGAACUCCACACCGACCAGAGGAGACCGAGCCAAGCAAAAGUCUGCACAGCAAGAGCUCAAACAACGACAGAGAGCAGAGAUUUAUGCCUUGAACAAGGUGAUGACUGAGUUGGAACAACAGCAAUUUGAGGCCUUUUGUAAACAGAUGCAGUCCCAAGGAGAAUGAUGAAUCCUGCCUUAAUCUGAAUGUGGACCAGCACCUGUCACCCUGCAGAAACACCAUGUACACUAUGACCAUACAAACACACACUUACGCUAAUGUUCAAUAGGACAAGCUUUGCCCUCAGUGUUUUGCUGGCUGAAAUUCUUAACUGUAAAACCUGAAUAUGCCAGAGAGUAUUGUGAUAAUAAACUGUCCGGAUUGUUAGUUGAAAGCAUUGAAGGUGAAAUGUUUCCAAACAGGAACAACUGGACGCAGAGUUGCGCAUUUCAUACAGACACAUAAUGACUUAAUGAUUCUGACAAUUCCUUUCCUUAAAUAUCAACCUUUAUUAAAUGUAUGUAAUGGUUGAGCUAAAUUCAGAUUUACAUGUGUUGAGAUUUUAUAGGUCAAAUGUGGAAGAGCUGUUUGUUAACCUACCUAAGAGGCAGCUGGGUUUAGCUCUGGACGGGCAAAGAUUAUGAAUUUCGGUUAAAAGCACACUGAAAAACAUGCUUCAGAGCUUCAGAUUCAUCCACCCAUCACCAGUUGUAGUUUUCUGAAGUCAGAAAUACAUUGUCAGCUUCUUGAAAGAACAAGUUUUCUCUGAGAAACAUCCAAUGUGCUUCAGACUUCCAACUUCAAGCAGCAAAACGUUAUGCUGUUUUGUCAUGUAGCUUUAAAAUAGAUGGUGCCCUUAAUAUGUCAGUGUUAAUGGUGCUCACUUUGAACACUAUCAUGUGAAUGAUAUAAUAUUGCAUUUUAUUGUCACCUGUUUUUCAAUCUUAACUUCUAUUUAUGUCUAAUGACUAUAAAA